Messenger RNA from Eutrema salsugineum, 2085 nucleotides. RefSeq lists its product as uncharacterized. The record is from RefSeq and is a predicted model, not a curated record. NCBI's taxonomy places the organism in Eukaryota, Viridiplantae, Streptophyta, Magnoliopsida, Brassicales, Brassicaceae. The coding region runs from base 1 to 2085 and encodes 694 amino acids. The transcript has 6 exons.
AUGGUGGACAAGGCAUGGGUUCACCUAUGCAGAGCGGAUCCUGCAUAUGAGAUUGGUGCUAGGAAUUUUGUGAACUCAGUUGCCUCUGCCUUAGGAGAUUGUGAUUUGGUUAUAUGCCUGUGCAUUGAUUGUCGAAACGUAGACCGUCAUUCUAAAAAUGAUGUAGUGGAUCACCUGGUCACAAGAGGAAUGGAUGAGACGUACAAGCUAAGGACUGAUUGGUAUCAUCAUGGGGAAGUAAACUGUGGGUCUGACGAAGCAAGGAAAGUGAUUAGAGAGUGGAACGAGGAGAUUGUAGGGUUGUAUCAAGCUGCCGAAUACUUGGAUGAAGAGUUAGCUAACAAGACUGACUUAUGCGAUGUUGCUGAAGGUUUAGAUAAGAGAGAAGACGAGUUUCUAGCUAAACUUGGUGAUGCCGAAACGCCAUUGUAUCCAAGUUGUGCCAGCCAUAGCAAGCUAUCAGCAAUUGUAUCGUUGUUUAGGCUGAAGACUCAGAAUGGGUGGUCGGACAAGAGCUUCAACGAGCUGUUAGAGACACUGCCGAGUAUGUUGCCGGAGGAUAAUGUGCUUCACACCUCGUUGUAUGACGUGAAGAAGUUCAUCAAGUCUUUCCAUAUGGGGUACGAGAAGAUCCAUGCUUGUGUUAAUGAUUGUUGUCUUUUCAGAAAGAGGUUGAAGAAGUUAGACAACUGUCUCAAGUGCAAGACAUCAAGAUGGAAGACUAACUUCCAAACCGGUGAACUUAAAAAAGGUGUCCCUCAGAAAGUUUUGAGGUACUUUCCCAUCAUUCCGAGGCUAAAGAGGAUGUUUAGGUCAGAGCAAACUGCUAAAGAGCUACGGUGGCAUUUUACUAACAAAAUUAAUGAUGGAAAGCUGCGUCAUCCCGUAGACUACGUAACAUGGGACCAGAUGAAUUCCAAGUACCCGUUGUUUGCCGCAGAAUCAAGGAACAUUCGGCUAGGUCUAUCUACCGACGGUUUCAAUCCAUUCAGCAUGAAAAAUACAAGGUAUUCUUGUUGGCCUGUAUUGUUGGUGAAUUAUAAUAUGGCUCCUGACUUGUGUAUGAAGAAGGAGAAUAUCAUGCUUUCCUUGUUGAUUCCUGGACCGUAUCAACCUGGCAACAGUAUAGAUGUGUACCUGGAGCCACUGAUCGAUGACCUCCAACAAUUGUGGGACAUUGGAGAGCAAACGUAUGAUGCAUUCAGUAAAACCACAUUCACAAUGAAGGCAAUGCUAUUGUGGACUAUUAGUGACCUACCUGCAUAUGGAAAUCUGGCUGGCUGCAGAGUAAAAGGUAUGAUGGGAUGUCCAUUAUAUGGAAAGCAUACUGAUAGUUUAUGGUUAACUAAUAGCAGGAAGCAUGUUUACAUGUGUCAUAGAAAGGGAUUAUCACCCACGCAUAGUUACCGUGGGAAGAAGGCAUGGUUCGAUGGAAAAGUUGAAUAUGGAAGGAAGGGUAGGAUUCUAACGGGUCAUAACAUAUCUGUGUUGCUGAAGAAUUACAAAAACGAGUUUGAAAAUGUUAGACAAACUGGAAGGAAAAGAAAAAGGGUUAUUCCUGCGGAGUCAUUAACUGAUAGUGAAGACGAAGAAUCCGAGUCAUUAUUGAAAAUUGGAGGAAGAUUGGCAAGGUUCGAAUUAGAUGAGGAGUAUCACAAGAUGGCUGUCAUCAAGCAAAUGAGUUAUAUAUGGAGGGCCUCUAAGUUGAGGCUAGAACUAAGUGACACAUAUAAAGAAAGAAGGCGAAACCAGAUUCCUCAUACUUGCUGUCGAAAGGGGAUGGUCAGAUUGGCUGAAGAGAUGGUAUGGGUUAAGUCUCGAACCAAGAAGGAUGGCACUGCGGUCAAUACAAAUGCAGCCGAGAAGAUUAAAAAGGCAGCUGAACUUGUUGAAACGGUUUCUUCCUCUUCGACGUCCACAAAUCCCAAAGAAGAUCUCCUUUCUCAGCUACUUGGGCCUGAUAAUCCCGGCCGUUUGAGAGCGAUGGGUAGAGGGAUGAGUCAAACCAAGUUAGCAUGCUUCCAGAUGAAAAGCAAGUUUAUGGAUGAAACGAGACCAACUAAGAUUGAUUCAACAGGUCCAUGA